AUGGAUGCCCAAUAUCCUUUUGCUUCCCGUGACGACAUUUGGCGUGUCUUUGACGAACUGAAAGAGCUACACAUCACCCUGUACGAGCAAAGCGAACGGAUCUCACAGCUAGAGCGUCGUCGUGACGAGGAUGCCCGCUUGAGAAAUCUUUGGGGACCUGUCUCGCCGUUCCCGACCCCGGCUGCACCAAUCACUCCAGGAAGUCCCCCUCUACCUUCCCGGAUCAGCUCUCCACUCACCAAGGCAGCCAAUCCGGAUCCCGUUUUUCAUGCCCCCCCUGACGCUUUUAAGGGAUUCGAUCAGGGUCAUCAUUCGGCGAUGGCCACCUCUGCAGUGGGAUUUGAUGGCGAGGAGGAGCCUAGACGGGGUGCAUCUCGAGCCAACAGCGUCCGUUUUGACGAAAGCGCUAUUCACGGGUACGGCCAAGCCAGCCGUCCCGGCACUGAACUUCCUGUCCGUACUGGUAGUGGAUUGAGCACCCACCCGCUUCUUGAGCGGACAUUCUCUCACCAAUCUGAUGGACGCUUGAGCUCAUCUGGUCAUUCACACCAUUCUGCUCGGACCAAUAGCCUGCGUCUGAUCACCCGGCUGUCAGGUACCACACCAAUUGAGUCUCCCUUGAUUCCUCCUCCUGGCCUCUUUUUGCUGGGACCGGUUCCGUCAAUUGUUCGAUGCUGGUUGACCGACAAUUUUACCAACGGCUCACUUUUGUAUGCAGCCGUCUGUUCGGGCUCUUAUAUCUCAACUUUGAGCCUCUCCAUGGUCCGCAAUGUUGGUAUGGAGAACAUGAUUGUGCAGGAGGACGAUAUCCAGUACAUCAAACUUCCGCUCUAUCUUCCGGAAGCCCUAAUUCAUCCUUCAUCGUCACGCCCUGGAACUCCAACUCACCAAGUCCCUGCUGUGACCAUCCGUUUCGUGGUUCGUGAUACAGAGGUCGGCAGCAAUUCGAUUCAGAUAAUCAUUGGAAGCGACGUGAUGCGCGCUCACAAUGCCGACAUCUUAUUUUCACAAGAUAAGUUGGUCAUGGUAGAUGAUGAGCACAACCGUAUUUCUGUGCCUCUGGUGCGUCCUGAGCAGGAUUCGGUCUUCAAAUCCCUAUGCACUUCUGGUACUCCUGAUUCCGGAGAUUCACUCGAACCUCCUACUAACGGACAAUCGUCCGUUGGAAUCAUUGGACGGCCUUCCAACACUCAGCGGAAGCUGACACCAGCGAUUCCGGUAGCUCCGCGACCCGGCAAGGAGAAUAAAGACCCCGAAAAGCAUGACUUGCCGAAUAACCACACUCAAGAUCAUGGUUCAAUUAGCACGCGUCCAGCCACCACUCAGGCGCCGACUUCUGAAACUGCCACCACUGGCGGAAUCCCCGCUUGGAGCACUUGGCGUCGCGAUUUUAAGAAACCCACUGCAACUACCCCCCAAAAACACGCUGAAAAGCGAGAGAUGAAAGUAUUCCGAAAGUCUGCUAGUCGUGCGAACUCGACUGCUUCGUCCGCCCCUGGUACUGCCAACUCUGAGCAGGCUGACAGAUCGUCUCUGCUAACAAGUUCAACCUAUCAGCCAACCACUCCCUCUGACAAGAAUGGGGCGGCUAACCCUGUUGGCGGUGCAUCGGCGUUUGGAUGGCUCCACUCGGCCGCUUCUCAGAAUGCCUCGUCCUAG
This is a messenger RNA of Penicillium bovifimosum, 1659 nucleotides long. RefSeq lists its product as uncharacterized. Lineage: Eukaryota; Fungi; Ascomycota; Eurotiomycetes; Eurotiales; Aspergillaceae. The record is from RefSeq and is a predicted model, not a curated record. Bases 1 to 1659 code for a protein of 552 amino acids. The transcript has a single exon.